Molecule: messenger RNA, 1662 nt
Organism: Anisakis simplex (herring worm)
Lineage: Eukaryota; Metazoa; Nematoda; Chromadorea; Rhabditida; Anisakidae
Source: the annotation of a GenBank genome assembly
AUGGUCUUUUUCAUUUUUAUUGGUUUUCAUCUUUUUUUUUCACUGGAAAAUUGUGAUUCAAUGAGCAGCGAACAGUUUUGUGGACAUAUUGCAGAAAGUCGACGUGAAUUUGUUCGUGCGAUGAUGUUGCACGCUUGGUCGGGUUAUAAACGCUAUGCGUGGGGUGCGAAUGAGGUGCGGCCGAUCUCGAAAAUACCGCACACUCAAGGCAUAUUCGGCGGACAAGGCUCAGGCCUUGCGGCCACAAUAGUGGACAGUCUUGAUACGUUGUUAAUCAUGGGUUUGAGCGAGCAGUACGAAGAGGCGAGAGACUAUAUCCGUGAUAAUUUCAAUAUAUCCCGAGUUACUGGGACUUUGUCAGUUUUCGAAACGAAUAUUCGUUUUUUGGGUGGACUUCUGUCGGCAUACGCGAUCACAAACGAGGAUUUUUAUGUUAACUUAUCGAAAAGUAUUGCUGAAGUAUUGUUGAAAGCAUUCAAUACACCAACUUCGAUCCCAAAAUCAUCAGUAAAUCCCUCAACGGGUGAAAUUAGUAACUAUGGCUGGGCAGAGGGUGGUUCAUCAAUUCUAUCCGAAUUUGGUUCAUUGCACCUCGAAUUCGCUUAUUUAUCGAAGGUCACGUCGAAUUUGUCUUAUAAGGAAAAGGUGCAAAAAAUUCGCGAUCACCUAGACAAGAUUGAGAAAAUUGACGGUGGUUUGUAUCCGAAUUAUAUGUCACCUGAAACUGGUGAAUGGAUGGGCAGUCACGUGUCGUUGGGUGCGAUGGGCGAUAGCUUUUAUGAGUAUCUGCUCAAGAGCUAUAUCCUCACGAAUCGUAGCGACGCACAGGCAUGGCGCAUGUACACUGCAGCCAUGGAUGCUGUCCAGGAGAAGAUGAUUCGAAAGUCGAAAGGCGGUCUUUGGUAUGUGGCCGAAUCGAGGAAUGGCAUUCUGGAGCAUAAAAUGUCGCAUUUGUCGUGUUUUUGUGUUGGUAUGUUCGCGUUGCAGUCAAAAUACGAAACGAGUCCAGAUAGAGCCAGAGGUUUCAUGCGAUUGGCCGAAGAGCUUGGCCGUACAUGUCAUGAGUCAUAUGUACGGUCCAAGACGGGAAUUGGUCCAGAAGUAUUCUCUUUUGUUAAUGGCAACGAGGCCAAAGCACCAGCUGAUCAGCGUCACUAUAUCCUUCGACCAGAGGUAAUUGAAGGAUGGUUUUAUUUGUGGCGAUUGACGGGUAAACCCGUGUACAAAGAGUGGGUUUGGCGUGCAGUGCAGGCGAUUGAAACGUACUGCAGACGAGAGGCUGGUUAUACGGGAAUAACGAACGUUUACAGUAGUAAACCGGGUUCUGACGAUGUGCAACAAAGCUAUUUUCUGGCUGAAACACUCAAAUACGCGUAUUUGACGUUCACAAACAGCUCAGUAAUGUCACUGGACAAGUGGGUCUUCAACACGGAAGCGCAUCCGUUGCCGAUUUGGACUGGAACCGGAACGGGAACUGCGGACGGCACUGGCUUGGCCAUGGAGAAUGCUUUCGGGGAUUUUUCACGUCGUGAGCCUGUAGUGGCCUCUGGUGUUAAUAGAGCAGCUCGUCUGUCACGUCGCUCGGUGAAAAGAGCGACGAACGAGUCGAAACUGGCAAAAUUGAGUGCUAGGGGGAAAUCGAGACAGAGGAGGAGAGCGUAG